Molecule: messenger RNA, 996 nt
Organism: Triticum turgidum subsp. durum (durum wheat)
Lineage: Eukaryota; Viridiplantae; Streptophyta; Magnoliopsida; Poales; Poaceae
Source: the annotation of a GenBank genome assembly
AUGGGGAGGUCUCCUUGCUGUGACGAGAAUGGCCUCAAGAAGGGGCCUUGGACACCCGAAGAGGACCAGAAACUCACGGACUACAUCGAGAAGCAUGGCCAUGGGAGCUGGAGAGCACUGCCUAAGCUUGCAGGACUCAACAGGUGUGGCAAGAGCUGCAGACUGAGAUGGACCAACUACCUGAGGCCAGAUAUCAAGAGAGGAAAGUUCACACCCGAGGAAGAGCAGACCAUCCUCCAGCUCCACUCCGUCCUUGGCAACAAGUGGUCAGCCAUCGCGAAGCACCUCCCUGGACGGACCGACAACGAGAUCAAGAACUUCUGGAACACUCACCUGAAGAAGAAGCUGAUCCAGAUGGGCUUCGACCCGAUGACGCACCGACCGAGGACCGACUUCUUCGCCGCGCUGCCACAGCUCAUCGCGCUAGCCAACCUCCGCCAGCUUGUGGAGCAGCGCCCGUGGGACGACCAAAGCGCCAGCCAACUGCAAGCCGAUGCAGUCCAGGCAGCAAAGCUCGAGUACUUACAGUGCCUGCUGCAGUCCGCAGCAGCCAUUGCGACUAGUCCCAGCUCCAGCAGCAUCAACACCAUCCCCACUGACCUACAGCAAAUCGGCCUCCUGAGUCCUUCGCAGAUGUCUUCCUUGUCUUCGCUGUCAUCUCCAAGGAUCCUGGAGGGUAUUAAUGGCCAAGACUUGGUAACUGGGCAAGUGUCUGACAUCCAGAUACCUAGUAGCUCAUUCUUCGAACACGAACAGCCUAUCAUCAAUGGUACCAACCAGAACUCAGAUUACAGUGCAAACAGCGGUGAGGGGGAGAACGGCACCCAGAAACCGUUGCUCCUGUCAGAGGACUCCCUUCCGCCACUUGCUGACUUCCCUAUUUCCAACCUCGGCGAUGCUUGCAGCACCUCAAGCUGUGACGCUGAGGGCAACGGCACCCAGCUCCCUAUUUGGUCUGACUCAUUUUAUGAUGAGUUCAUGAGCGAGUUUGCAUGA